This is a messenger RNA of Trichobilharzia szidati, 3356 nucleotides long. NCBI's taxonomy places the organism in Eukaryota, Metazoa, Platyhelminthes, Trematoda, Strigeidida, Schistosomatidae. The record is from the annotation of a GenBank genome assembly.
CUUGUAAAACCGCCAAUUGCUUAGGUCAGUGUCGGUAAGUGACGUUUGUCGGAUGUGUGGAGUCCUAGAACUAUGGACAAGCCUUUUACAGAUGCCGGUGAAGUUACAUUACGCAGCAAUCUCCACGCAUGAUUCACAGGUGGUAUAAUCAAGUCGAAAUAUGCCUUAUGUUCUAGAUUUGCUAAUCGAUUGCCAGGGAGAUCGAGUGUUUGAUUAGUCUGAAUAAUUAAUUAAUUUGAAUUGUUAUGACAUGCUUAUGCAGAUUAAGGUUAGGAGUAGAACUUGCCAGUUAGUAGGGGUUAGAUUCAAGAACAGAAUCAGAAGCAUCAACGAAUAUGAGAAUACCAUGUUCUGUAAUCAUGUUUUUAGUAAUUUUCGACUUAUAUCUCACCUUAUUUGUGAUAUGUUAAUGUCCAGUGGUGAAGUUGAUCAGGAGUGCUGUUAUGGUAUAGCUUGUCUCAGGGUGGCUCUUAUGUUCCCUGUCAGAAGACCAAAACUAGCUUAACACACUCUUGUCAGAAAUACUCUUGAAUAUACUUUUUGCACCAUUUCUAACGGAUAUAUAUUGAGUAGUCUCCUGUCGUACAAUGUAAUCGACAGACUGACAAACGCAAAGUUUGUAUUCCUGGAAUAUCUUUAUUUUUAAGAUGCUGGUUCUCAAUAAUUGCUUAACAUGGUUGGUGAAACAGUAACUUUGCAGAUUGCCUCAUAUGAUGCGUUUGGAUAUUGUAAGUCAUGAAUUUCGUACAAAGAAAUCAGUUGAUUGACGCUGUUUAUCUCCAGUGUAAACAGUUAAAGUAUGAUACAUUGUCAAUAUGCACAUAGAGACAAUAUGGUAGAGCAGCGUGAAGUGGGCAGUUAUCAUGUCACUGACGAACCGUUCGUAAUUCACGUGUAUGGUCAUCCUCAUCACGUACUUUCUAGAUUUAUUUUGAGCAUCGGAUAUUAUUAUCGGCCAAUUUAAACUAAGGAAGCUACCUUGGUAUAUGGCCUUCGACAACCAAUAACUAUAUCAACUGGUACCUUCUAUUUUGAACCUGCUCAAGGAGUUCUGAAAAAGUCAAAUAUCUGAUUGUGUGCAUAAUAGAUUAAUUUAAGUUUCUAGAAUAUGUAUAUUCAGGUGAAUCUUUGUAUGGAAACGCGUCUUCUGAAAAGACAGCUCAUUCUUAUUAAGUUCUAAGAUGAGUGACUUCACUGCAUACAUGGUUAGCUAUCUGAUACAUAGUAGCCAGAAAUCUUUUCUACUAUAGUUUUUUGAGUGAUUUGACAGUUAGUGAAGCCUGUUGGCGCUGAUACGUUCUCUUAUCAACUCAGGGAUUUUCUAGUUGACUUAUGACCAAUUUAUAACCCAUGUAAUUAUUUUCACUUUCUGACAGCGCUUUUCUCUUCUGUCUUAUUUUCGCACUAGUGCGUCUUUUCUCAAAGUGCUUUCCCCCGUUUGUAAGAGCUUUUCACUGAAUUUAGCAUUCGUUGACUAACCACUGCCACUUUGUCCUAUGAGGCUAGUAUCCUGUUGGUUCUGUGAACUGAUUUGAUGCUUAAGACAUCUUCACUUUUGAGUAUUAUAGUCGUAUGUUGAAUGGAUUUUGCUUUUACCAGCGAUGUUAAAUCAUUGGGGAUUGCCAGUGUCCUGUUUACUCAUCUAUUAGUUUUCACGUCAUCUAUGUAGACUGUACGUCGUGACAUAUUCUCCAGCUUCAUAGAAGCUUUUAACUUUGGUUAUUAUACCGCAAAGCAUACUUUUAGUUGUUAGUUAACGUAGGAUUUCGGAUUCGUCUGAAUUAAUUUUCAGUAGCUUUACCGUAAUGUUUGUUUUUUUAUUUCAAGCAUUUUACCUAAAAUUUCACUGGCUGUUAUUUGUCAAUCUCAAAAUGUGAGUCACUGUUGUGUUAUCACAUUCGUAAUUUACCCUUCCUGUAAAUAUAGGCGCUUAUAUGUUGUGCGGCGUUAUCUUAAAUAAAACAUUUGUAUUUAUUUUUUAGUGGUUUCCGCUCACAAUGGCUCUCGCAGCUCAAAAAGCACUACUGGAUGAGCUCAUGGGUAAAAAUCGAAAUGCGGUCAAUGGUGAAAUCUCCGGCGGUCCGCAUUGGUCAGAUGAUGACGUAUGCAAGUUUUAUUUGUGUGGAUUUUGUCCCCAUGACUUAUUUGUCAAUACUAAAACUGACUUGGGUCAAUGCCCCAGAUCUCAUGAUGAACGCAUGAGAGAAUCUUAUAAAAAAAGUUCGCGUUUCGGCAAAAUGGGGUACGAGCAAGAUUUUGUUCACUAUCUUACCCAGCUUUUGGAGGAUGUUGAAAAGAGAAUCAGAAGGGGACAUGAGCGUUUAGCAGUCAACAAAAGUGUCAAUAAUCCAGAUCCGAUUGGUGCAAGUGAGAAAAAAGAAAAGAUAGCUGCACUUACAAAAAGAAUAAAUGAUUUAGUGAAGCAAGCCGAAGAACUAGGAACUGAAGGGAAAGUUGAUCAAGCACAAGGAGUUCUAAAGUUAUGUGAACAACUAAAGUUUGAACGAUCACAGCUUGAAGGCGAUGCACGUCCAGGAAUGACUCAGACUAAAGAACUAGAAGUCUGUGAGAUAUGUGGAGCCUUCCGAAUCAAAGAUGAUGCACCCCAACGAGUAGAAGAGCAUUUGUCUGGUAAAAUGCAUCUUGGCUACGCAAAAAUUCGUGAUUAUUUGAGGCAGUACAGUGAACAAAACUCCAAUUCUUCUUCUCGUUAUGGACGGCGGGAUAGACGAUCGCCUGAUCGUUCUCCUGUUUCCCGGGAUCGUACACGUCAUCGAAGCCGCGGUAGGAGUCUGGAGCGAAAUUGUAUCACAGUUCCCUGAUGAACUGAUGUGAUUCGAUUGGAAUUAUUUAAAAGGUACUCAUUGCAGAUUUUAAUUCCGCUUAUUAGGUGAUUUUGGAGUCAUCGUCUGUUACGGGGGCAAUCGGUUCCACAAGUUCUCAUUUACAGUCUAGCACUUCUCGACAUGAUCACCGUGAAAGCGGAAGUGGCAGAUUUAGAUCUAGACAUGAUUUUCGCGAUGACAGACGACGAUAUGGUAGGUCGCGAUCAAGGUCACGAUCAAGAAAAGCCUAUGAUCGCCACCAUCAUGAACAUGCUUCUUCUAAAUCCUCCAAACGCAACACGUCGCCUUUCAGUGCUGCUCGACGUCCUCCUGAAGGAGCUGAAGACUACUAAAUUUUCAGUCUUAAUUGUUUAUUCGAACAUUGUAUAUAUACAUAUUCCAGAUACGUUUUUCUUUUAAUCGCUGCUAAGACACAUCAACCUGUGAUGCACUCAGUUCUUAGUUUGUUUAUACCUAGCAAACUUCAUACAUAUGUUCACUUAAUGUGUCCAAAUAAAAAUGUUAUUGUAA